Schistocerca nitens (vagrant locust) is the source of this 1285-nucleotide messenger RNA. RefSeq lists its product as uncharacterized. The record is from RefSeq and is a predicted model, not a curated record. The transcript has 3 exons. Gene Ontology annotation, biological process: regulation of synaptic transmission, cholinergic; sleep; positive regulation of voltage-gated potassium channel activity. NCBI's taxonomy places the organism in Eukaryota, Metazoa, Arthropoda, Insecta, Orthoptera, Acrididae. Bases 55 to 441 code for a protein of 128 amino acids.
GCUGCGCCCGCGUCGCGGCGGGCCCCUGCAGUCUGCUACCUGGCCGGGCACGUGAUGGGUCGCCCACGAGCGCCGCUGCUGCUGGCGGCUGCCCUCUGCGUCUGCGCCGCGCUCUGCUCGCAAGGAUGGGCGCUGCGCUGCUACUACUGCAACUCCAAGGGUAACGCCAGCUGCGGGGACCCGUUCUCUCCUGAGCUGGCCAAUCUCGUCAACUGCUCGCGCCCUGAGCAGCUCUGCGGCAAGAUCACACACGUCGCUGACCGCGGGGCCGACGUGGAGCGGCGCUGUGUCUCCGGAGGCGGCUCCGCAUCUUGGGCCAGCGGCCACGUGUACACGUGCGGGCACGACGCCUGUAACGGGGCGGGCCGCCUCCGCCCACCUGCAGCUGCCCACGCCGUGCUGUCGCUCGCUGUCUUCGCCGCCGUGGGCCGCACCUUGUGACUGCUUCGCGCCCGCCAGCCGGCUGCUGAUAAGCAGUGGAAACCGCCGUAGUGGAUAGCGACCAGCCAAAGUGGUGGCGGUUCAGUUUCAGAUUGCAGUGCUACACAUCUGGCGGGAGCGCCACUGUAGUCUCAGCCUAGACAGUUAUCUCGGAUAUAGGACUAAAAAGCGCCAUCCAAAUGAUUUCCCCAAUAUGCCCACUUACUUUAGAAACGAUGAUUUGUAUGGUUGAGUGAUGAAUCAGUCAUAUAAGCUAAAUACCCUACACGAGGUGCAUCACAAAAUGAGAUAAUGCAGACGCACAAUCUCGAUUCAGUAAGUACGCUAACCCGCAGUUUAAAUAGAAGAGAGCACUGACAAAACUAUCCGAUGUACGAGGAUGAACUUGACUAGAGAGACUGCGGAAUUGCAUAAACGUAAAAAGGGACAGUUUUGGCUUAAACCGUAAAGAAAAUGACGAAACAAUUCAAUUUACGUCCUACUCUCCGGCCUAGUUGUGUUCACAGCUUUGUUUCCGCUCUCCAUCUCUCCAGUUAUACUCUUACUAAUGCUAACGUGGCAGCACAUAUUGUUUUACUCGCAUCUGAAAAAUAUGGGGAGAAACAGCAUCCCCAUACGACCUCGUGCUGUUCACUCCUUCCUUGUGUCUUGCAUGAAAGUUGGAACUUCUCUGUGGGGCUGCUCUCUAAUGGAAGUUCAUUAACAGGAAGGAAAAACUACUUUUUACAAUAUUCUUCAUGUAGAUAAAUUGGAUAUACUCUGAAAAUGUUUCUCAUUCGCGACUGCCAAGUCCUUUAUAAACAUUUUACCUCUCUUAGAAACGAAAUACACUCCUGGAAAUUGA